CAGCACUUCUCCGUGAUGGAAGUAUGGUUCGAAGGAUUAUCCUAUACGUCGCCUCUAUCCAGACGACGACUCAUCGACGAUGUGUCAGGUCGCUUCUUACCCGGUCAGCUCACGGCCAUCCUCGGUCCUUCCGGGGCAGGAAAGACGACACUCCUUAACGCCAUCUCAGGAUUCAGGCGGAGCGGGAUGAGCGGUAAGCUGUCGGUGGGCUGCAGGUCAUGCUACAUCGCCCAGGAAGACGUCCUCGCCCCGAUGAUGUCCGCCGGCGAACUGAUGGAGUUCGCGGCAAAGCUCAAGUUACCUUCCAGCUACAAUUACAAACAGAGGACAACAGUGGUGGAGGAACUGCUGCACACCCUGGGUCUGGAAGACUGUUUUGACACCAGGACGGAGAACCUAUCCGGAGGCCAGAGGAGGAGGCUGUCCAUCGCCCUGGAGCUCAUCAACAAUCCUCCCAUCCUCUUCUUGGACGAGCCCACCAGUGGACUGGACACCGUCGCGGCUGCGCAGAUCAUCAGGCUGCUGAACAAGCUGUCGAGGGCAGGCCGAACCAUCGUCUGCACCAUCCACCAGCCAUCAGCAUCGCUCUUCGAGCUCUUCGACAGGGUAUACGUCAUGGCGCAGGGGAGGUGCAUCUACCAAGGAGGUUCCAGUGCGCAUCUCUUGUACUACCUCGCUGCCAACGGCUUCGUCUGUCCAACGCACUACAGUAUUGCUGACUACGUUAUCGAGCUGACCGAAGAUGAUAAGAACAUCGAGAAACUCAGCGAAGGAAUAAGAAACGGAAAGACAGCUUGGUUCUGCAAGGAUCUAGAUCAAAGUCCUGCGCCGAAUACUCUCGCGCUGACGAACGGUAACAAGGGCGAACCUGAAGUAACAGAGUACGACAAGUUGGACUGCGAGGAUCUCCUCGGUGUCAGAGUGUGUGCUUCCUUCUGGCUCCAGUUCACCGCCAUCUUGUCCAGGAUUUUUCUUCAAGCCCGGAGGAAUAAGGUGGGCCUCCAAAUCCAGUUCUAUCAUCACCUGGGCUGUGGAUUGGCGAUGGGGCUCAUGUUCCAUGACAAGGCAACCGAUGGGACAGAGUUCUUCAACCAGAUGAAGUUCUGCAUGGGCAUCAUCCUCUUCAUCACCUACACCCAGCUCAUGGUCCCUAUACUUUACUAUCCGUUCGAAGUGAAGUUGCUGAAGAUGGAACAUUUCAACCAGUGGUACCAGAUGUUUCCAUACUACGCUGCCUUCACCGUAGCCAAAUUUCCCUACAUGGCACUCCUCAACAUACUGUACCUCUCGCUGAUGUACUCCCUGUCAGGACUGCCCUGGGAGAUCGGCAGGUUCUCGCUCUUCUGUCUGAUCGGAAUAAUGACAGCGUUAGUUGCUGAAGCAAUGGGACUCACUAUUGGAGCUAUCUUCUCAGUGACGAACGGAACCGCCGUUGGCCCCAUGACGAUGGCACCGUUCUUCGGAUUGGCUCAGUACGGCUUUGACUUUGCAAGAACGAUGCAUCCUUGGAUGAAUCAUUUGGUCAGGAUGUCCUUCAUGAGAGCUGGAGUGGUCUCUAUAGUCCUGACGGUCUUCGGGAUGGACAGAGAUCUCCUCGAAUGUGAGCUGGACUACGAUCCCUGCCACUUCAGGGACCCCAAAGUGGUUCUCCACUUCUUGGACAUCGACAAGGUUCCGCUGUUCAGGCCACUCUUUGAUCUGUUCCUCAGCCUCUGCUUCUUCAGGCUGACUUUCUACCUGGCACUCAAGUGGCGACUUAGGAGAUAAUAAUAAUAAUAUAAAAAAAAAGUAAAUAUUUAUGUGAUAUACUCCGUGGCAGAUGUACUCUUGUUUAUAAAAGAGGAAAUGAGAAUCUAUCUGUACUUAGACAACUGUUAACUUCCUUAACCAUCUUAUAACAUCCUAUUAAGUUGGAUUUUUGUACCUGGAUAGCAACAUUCGUAACAUGCCUAUGAGGAACAUUUUAUUUAUGAAAAUGAUUGAUGUCCACGAAGAAAAGAAUUUUUAUCUUGCAGAUAGGAGAAAUAUCAAGGAAGUGAUAAAGGAUUCAAGAUGCAUUGUUGCAUUGCAUCCUUAAAAUGGACUAAAUAUUUGUCCUGUCAAAUGUACGAUGUGUAAAUUUGAUAUGAAUGUUUGUAUUUUAGUUUAUGAUGAAGAAUGUAUGCAUAUAUUUUUUUAUAUUAUUUUCAGUUUUAGGAAUAGUAUAUAAAGAAAACUGUUCUCUCUGUGAUUAAACAAUGUAUACAUAUAUGUAAAGUUUUUUCUGUAAUUAAAAUUAUUUAAUCAA
Messenger RNA from Nezara viridula (southern green stink bug), 2287 nucleotides. NCBI's taxonomy places the organism in Eukaryota, Metazoa, Arthropoda, Insecta, Hemiptera, Pentatomidae. The record is from the annotation of a GenBank genome assembly.